UUUCGGAAUCCCUCUGAGUUUUUCUUCAUAAUAUUAGUUAUGGGUGGUGAAGAAAGCAAGACACAGAAAAGCAUUUUUAAUGAUACUGAACAACCAUAUGUUAAAAAACAUUACGAUUUAUUAGUUAAUCAGAAACCAUUGAAGUUCAUUCCUGCAACAUUAUCUAACAGAAUUUUUGAACAUCUGAAACACAGCCAUAUAAAAGAAAAAGUAAAAGGACAUGUAGCUUUUUCACAUUCAACCUUUGAAUUAUUUUUGGAGAGUACAGCCAGGGGUACAGUUACAGAUAAAUCCAACAUUUUAUUUCACUUGAGCAGCCCUAAAGAUGACACAGUUAAUUCUCAGAAUUUAUAUCAAACAGUUUAUGAGUUUGUAUUAGGGUUCCAGAAUAUAAUAAAAGAUUUACCACAAUGGAAGUGUUGGCAGACGACAGAUUACAAAGAACAAGGCACAGAAAGAUUUGUUUUGAGUUUGUUUUUUGAACUCUAUACCAAAGGAGUAAGUAAAAAAUUAGCGGUUCCCACACUAGGUGUUCCUAAAGACACAUGUUUUUCUGUGAUAGAUAUAGAAGAAUGGUUAACAAAGACGUCUAUGAUGAUCUGGAUAAUAGAUGUGGUUUUUCUCAACACCUUUUGUUUGGAUGAGGAAAAUGCGAGGAAAGAUGUUCUCCAUUCAUCUGUACAUGUACCUGUGAUAACAAAAUCAAAGACUUUACCAAUAUCAACAAUACUAGACAGAAAUGCAUUGAUUUAUCUUAAUAAUUAUAACUUGCCUAAACAUUUGACAUCUGAAUGGAGACUUUUGUUUUGUAAUUCUUUGAAUGGUGACAGUUUUUCACAACUUGUUGGUCAUAUAGUUAACAAGGGACCUUCUAUUAUGAUUGUUAAAGACAAAGACGGGUAUAUAUUUGGUGGAUAUUCUAGUCAAGGCUGGGAGUUAGGACCAAAGUUUUAUGGAUCUGCUGACUGUUUCCUAUUUACAAUAGCUCCACAGUAUGGUGUAUACACAACAACAGGUUACAAUGACAACUUUAUGUAUUUAAAUCAAGGACAAGAAACUUUACCCAACGGUCUGGGUAUGGGAGGUCAGUUUAACUAUUUCGGGUUUUGGAUUGACCACAGUUUUAAUCAUGGUCAUAGUAAAGCUGGACCUAGAUGUACAACAUAUGGAAGCCCACAGCUGUCGAAAUCUGCUGAUUUCACUGUAGAAAUGGUAGAAGUAUGGGCAGUUGGUCCAGAACCAAAGUCUGAGGAUAGUGAUGAUGAAGAUAAGGAUAAGAAACAGAAAAGUGUUUUACAAGACACAGAAUCUAAAGCUAUGUUAGAAAUCCUAGGAAAACACCAGCACAGUGAAGGAUACAAGGAAAGAGAAGAAGACGAAAUCAUGUCAGAAGAAAUGAAAAAGAAAAUGAAUGCUAUACCAAAGAUGUUAUGAUAUUUAAGUUCUAUAAACAGAUUCUAUGAAUAUAAAGUUAAGCUAGUACAUUCCAAAUAAAGCCAGUGUGUUUGCACUUUGAGUAUUAAGUAGUACUAUCAGUAGAUUAUAAUAAGAUAUAGUUAGGCUAGUACUUUCCAAAUACAGCCAGUAAAGUGGCACUUUGGGUAUGGAUUAAUAUCCUGUUUUUAUGCCCAGUAGUAGAGGGGCAUUAUGUUUUCUGGCCUGUUGGUCCAUUUGUUCAUUCCUUCGUCCGUUCUUCAACCAUUCGUCUGUCUGUUUAAACCGCUUCAGGUUAAAGUUUUUGGGCAAGGUAAUUUUUGAUGAAGUUGAAGUCCAAUCAACUUGAAACUUCGUACACAUGUUCCCUAUGAUAUGAUCUUUCUAAUUUUAAUGCCAAAUUAGAGUUUUCACCCUAAUUUUGCAGUCCACUGAACAUACAAAAUGAUAGUGCAAGUGGGGCAUCCAUGUACUUGGGACACAUUCUUGUUAUUUUCAAGGAGUUGUUUAUUCAUUUCAUCAAAAUUUAUCUCCACUGUUCAGGGGAAAAGUUCCAUGUCUUGCAGUAUCAAUUAAAACUUACAAAGCUAUAUUUUGGUCAAUAAAUAGACUUUUUUCAAAAUGUAAUGUGCAAUAGUUAAAUUGUAACCAUAUACUUAUGUGAAUCUGAAUUUAUUACUGCUGAAAACCUAUUAUGAUAUUUAUAUUUUAUUUCAGUUUUGGUUAUCAUUAUUUUUCCUUCUGAAGAGUGAGUGACCCAUAUUUGCCGCAAACUUUGUUCAUUUCCACUUAUAUCCGACCUACAUUUGAAUAUUCUGUACUUUUAUGUAGGAUUCAGAGAGUAUAUUAUAUGAAAAAAAAUUUUGAUAAAAGAAUUAUCUUCAAAACAUUGGUUAACUAAAAAUGAACGCAAACUCAAGAAAAAAAGUUGUUCAUGUGCCAUUGGGGACACAUUUUGGCUGCAAUGUAUGAUAUGUCAUUAUCCUGGUAUAUUAUAAAAGCGAUUAUUUGUAAUUACAUGAAUAAGCUUGAGAGAUCAUUCCUAAAAGAUAUUUCUCACAAAUAUUUACUUUAAGACUGCGCUUGAUUGCCAUUUUUUUUUUGAAAACACUCGCAUAUUUCUUAAUAUAUGCAAAUAACCUUGAAAAUUGGUUAAAGAGGAAUGUCAACUGUUCGAAUAUUACAUCAACCUUUACCAUCUAUUUAGGCAUGUACUUGGUAAAGGCACACAAA
Messenger RNA from Mytilus trossulus (common blue mussel), 2667 nucleotides. RefSeq names its product MTOR-associated protein MEAK7-like. The coding region runs from base 40 to 1434 and encodes 464 amino acids. The transcript is spliced from 8 exons. NCBI's taxonomy places the organism in Eukaryota, Metazoa, Mollusca, Bivalvia, Mytilida, Mytilidae. The record is from RefSeq and is a predicted model, not a curated record.